Messenger RNA from Tricharina praecox, 2334 nucleotides. Its product is annotated as ankyrin repeat-containing domain protein. NCBI's taxonomy places the organism in Eukaryota, Fungi, Ascomycota, Pezizomycetes, Pezizales, Pyronemataceae. The transcript has 4 exons. The record is from RefSeq and is a predicted model, not a curated record. Gene Ontology annotation, molecular function: protein binding. The coding region runs from base 1 to 2334 and encodes 777 amino acids.
AUGAGCCAUUCGCCGAGCUCUGGUACGCCACCUGUUAUGGAGGUGUGGCUGGAUGAACGGCUCGUGGAGAUUCGUACUAGGGAAGACAUGGAAGCAGCGCUUUCUCAGGUUGAUGAUUCGAGCAAACAGAUCUUGAGCCAAAGCGAACUGGACUGUCAACUCUUCAUUCGAUCCUUGGUUACUGUUGCCGACAUAGCAACCCGGCUCGAGAUCGCGCAGCGGGAGCAAAGUGGGAGCAUUGAGGCCAUACUACUAGCCACGGACGGGAGUAGUAUGACUCGGAAGUGGUAUCCGCCUUCGAUGACAAACGAGGGCGCAACGCAAGAAGUACGGAAGGAGGAGGACCCUAGUAGCGACCUGAACAGAGCACUGGAACAGCUGAAAAAUAACGCCGCCGUUGUACAAACGAAUUUGAGUGAGAGGGUUGAUGUCUUGAUUCAGAGGUCGUCCAACAUCGUGUCAAUCGACGAGGCUUGCAAAGUCAGAGAGCAGAACGCCAGCAUCAAGAGACUAUCAUGGAUUACCAGUUUGUACGGGAUGAAUGUCGACUUGCUUGCAGACAACCCGCAGUGGACCAGCUAUUUCUACAUCGCCGUACCAGUAUUUCUAGCCGUGAUUUUGACCGUGGGUUUCCUAAAGUAUCUCCGAGGUCCACUGAGAGAAUUCAGCGAGAUGUUCUACAACGGUAUACCUACGAUUUCGCGAAUUCAGGGGGGAAAGUCCAAGAUUCCGGAUGAGGAAAACCACAUUUCUUCCGCAACCGCGGAUCCGAGAUAUAAGGGGCCAUUCAUCCAUGCAAUCGGCUCGGGCCAUAGUAGCAUGGUUCACGAUCUCCUAACCGCCGAAGCUGUGGACAUUAAUUGGAACGAUGGGAAAAUGGCGGCAUUGCAAUAUGCAGCAGGCUUUGGAGACGGUGCAAUGGUCGAGCAGCUUUUAGCGAUGGGCGCCGAUGUACAUGCCAACCCACAGCCGAACGGUGGAAGAACGGCUCUUCAGGCAGCAUCGGAAGGAGGGCAUCUUGCAAUCGUGAAACGGCUCUUGGAGAAGGGGGCCAAUGUCAAUGCAGCACCUGCAAAAUCCGAAGGACGAACAGCCCUGCAGGCGGCAUCGGAAGGAGGCCAUAUUGCAAUAGUAGAGCGGCUCUUGGAGAGAACGGCGGAUGUCAAUGCGGCCCCUGCAAGAUACGGAAGAACGGCCCUCCAAGCAGCAGCUGAUGGGGGGCACCUCAUAGUAGUGGAACGGCUAUUGGCGAUGGGGGCCCGUGUCAACGCAGCACCGGCAGGAUGUAGAGGAAGAACAGCCCUACAAGCAGCAUCGCAAGGAGGCAACCAUGCCGUAGUGGAACUGCUCUUGGAUAAUGGAGCCAGUGUUAACGUGGCGCCAGCUGAAAUCGAAGGACGAACAGCCCUACAAGCAGCUUCGGAAGGAGGCCAUCUUGCGGUAGUGGAACAGCUCUUAUUGAAGGGAGCUCAUAUCAAUGCAGCACCAGCACGAUCCGAAGGGCGAACAGCGUUACAAGCAGCAUCGGAAAGAGGCCACCUUUCAGUAAUUAAGCGGCUCUUGGAGAAUGGGGCCGAUGUCAACGCAACACCAGCCGAUCGAAAAGGAAGAACAGCACUACAAGCGGCCUCGCAAGGAAAUCACCUCUUGGAGAAGGGGGCGCAUGUCAACGCGGAGCCAGCAAAAUCAGAAGGACGAACAGCCCUACAGGCUGCAUCGGAAAAAGGCGAUCUCGCCAUAGUGGAGCGGCUGCUGGAGACAGGAGCGGAUGUCAACGCAGCGGCGGCAGAAUGGUCGGGAAGAACCGCCCUACAAGCAGCAUCCGAAAGAGGCAACCUUUUCAUUGUAAAGAGACUCUUGGAGAAUGAGGGAGAUUCCAACGCCGCACCAGUAAAACUCGGAGGACCUGCACUACAAGCAGCAUCGGAACGAGGCCAUCUUGCUGUAGUGAAAAGACUCUCGGAGAAGGGGGCAUAUGUCAACGCAGCACCUGGAGAAUGUAAAGAGGGAACAGCCCUACAGGCUGCGUCGGAAGGAGGCCACCAUGCAGUAGUUGAACAGCUCCUGGAGAGUGGGGCCAAUACGAAUGCAGCGCCAAUAGAAUGGUCCGGAAGAACAGCUCUCCAAGCAGCAUCGGGCAGAGGCCAUCUUUCGGUGGUGGAGCGACUCUUGGAGAAUGACGCCGAUGUCAAUGCGGCGCCAGCCAGAUUCGACGGAAGAGCAGCCCUACAAGCAGCGUCGGAAGGAGGUCACCUUGAUGUAAUGGAGCAACUCUUGGAGAAGGGGGCCGAUGUCAAUGCCGCACCAGCAGAGUACGGGAGAAAAGCUCUAUAA